UCUUUAAAACAUUACUUUUACAGCUUCCAAUAAAAAGUUGACGCCUCCAAAAUACACUAGAUGCUAAAACACCGGAUUAUCACUCUUCUCAUUUCCUUCUACCCACAAACCGUAAACCACCGCACCCCCACCUCUCCAGCCAAACGCCGGCGCCGGAAUCCAUAGAGCCACCUACGGAAUACACCGAAGGCCAUCGCCGGAAUCUGUCAGUUUAUGGUAGAUGAGAACCGAGAGAGAGAGAGAGAGAUCGGGUCUGUGAUGGUUUAAUGGAGAAGAGAAUUUAUGUGGGUUUUGAUGAUUGAGUUUUUCUGAUUUGGGGAUUUUGAUUUAGGGUUUGAAUUUAUGUGGGUUUUGUUGAUUGGGUUUUUAUUGGGUUGUUGAGAUGGGGUUCAAUGGCCAUUAGAGCUUCCAAAUCUGGUUUCUUCUUUUGAAAAAAGGUCUCCUGCUAGGUGGUUCUCCUUGUUUCUUUGUGAUCUUCGAAACCCGUAUUUGCGCCUCCUUUCUCCUCCAUACCGAUAGUUCCAUUUUUUUCUUUUCUUUUUUCCUUCGAUAGGUCGCAAAUUUGGAUAUUGUUGAGUAUCUUUUCUGCGAGCUCCUUUCGAGUUGCUACUCCUUCCACAGCUACAAUAACAUUAGAACUACCGAGAAAUCCUUUUAGCACAACUUCAAAGGCAUUUCCUUCUCCGUUUGCGUCAGUGAACGUCUUCUUCCAGUUGGUGAAGACUUCUUUUUGUUCCCAAUUCUUGCAGAAUUUGUUGAUGUAUUGGCUGCUUUCGUUUCUAUUCUAUUUGUUGUGUUUGGGUGAUGUGUCAAAAUUUGAUUGGGGGCUGUAAAAGUGGUGUUUUACAGAUGGACCGGUUCACAGAAAGAAAAGAGAAGUAAAACAAUGAAAAUCGUUUUUCUCCCGACUUCUCUUGGUGGGUGCACCAGGAUUCGAAAAUUGCUUCACUUUCUCUGUGGUCCUGACAAAGCACAAGGUCAUUUUUGCGUAAAAUAAAGACCUUGUAUUACAGAUCUUUGGGUUUUCUUCUGGCCUGGGCAGUGAUCUCUGAGACAGCAAGUGUCUCUAGAGAGGUUUCUGAGUCAUGAGAGUAUUCAGUGGCUGGCGCCGUUUUCUCUUCUGUCUUCCUCUCAUUUUCUUCCUUCCUCAUUUGUUCUCUGUUAUGGAAUUGCAUCAGAACUCGAAUGUCGAAUAUCCACAGAAGAAACAUAGCAAGAAAGUUGAUCAUCUUGUGCUUGGGCCUGCUGCUGGACAAGGCUUGCCCAACCGUUUGCAAUGUGAAGGUAUCAAAGCUCUCAACAAGUCAUUCUUCUCCCACAUAUCCAGAGGCGGAGAAAAUAUUGCUUUUGUCACUGUUUUUGCUAUUUAUAAUUCUUCCCCGAACAUACAUGUAGAUGAUAAAUCAGACUUGGUCAUUGUUGGGAAUACUUCAUAUAGUAAGGUGGAGAGAUCAAUGGCCAUACUGAAUGUCUUCAUUGACUUCAUUCAGACGACAAUGCCUCAAAGCAACAUUAUAAUUCUUACGGACCCAGCAUCUGACCUUCAAAUGCGCAGAAAUAGGGUUGCCUUCCAUCCAAUUCAAGGUGAAUAUUCACGAGACAGGUUGAUGCUUCAAAGAAUCAGGUCUUACAUUGCUUUUCUAGAAACAAGGCUUGAGGAGCUUUCUCAUAACAAGGGGCAUAUCACUCAUUACAUCUUCACUGACUCAGAUGUAGCAAUGGUUAAUGAUCUAGGACAGAUAUUUCGGGAUUAUCCAAAUUUUCAUCUGGCUCUCACCUUCCGGAACAACAAAGCUCAACCUUUGAAUUCAGGAUUUAUAGCAGUGAGGGGUACACCUGAUGGGAUUUUAAGGGCAAAGGUUUUUCUACAAGAAGUAUUGAAAGUCUACAGUUCAAAGUACAUGAGUGCUUCCAGAAUGCUUGGAGAUCAGUUAGCUCUUGCCUGGGUUAUAAAGUCGGACCCUUCCUUUGACACAACGAAAUUUACCAAACCACAAGCUUUUCUAGAAAAAAUUGGAGGUGCCUCAGUACUAUUUUUACCUUGUGCUAUAUACAAUUGGACGCCACCCGAAGGUGCAGGUCAAUUUCAUGGCAUGCCCUUAGAUGUUAAGGUUGUCCAUUUCAAGGGAUCAAGGAAACGCCUAAUGCUAGAGUCUUGGAACUUCUUCAAUUCCUCUGGUAACAUGUCAGAUAUGCUAUGCCUCAUCUUAAGUAGUGGGAGAACAAAGUAUGAUUUUUGAAUAACUUCAUAUGAUUUUUUAUUGGGGGAAAAACCGAUUUUACUCAAGUUAGGGAAUGAGGUGGUGCCAUCUCUGCCAACUAGCCUUUCCAUCCUUCGUAUUAGAUUCAAUUUUGCAGGCAGCAAGUGGAAUUUCAAAAGAUGUGGGAACUCAGAAUAUGGAUACCAAUUUCCUGCAACAAAUGUUUGACUACCUUCAAUUCUUCUCUUGCAAUACUCUUUUUACAUCUUUCCUCCAAUUUUUUUGAGGGCGGCGCAUUAUUUUUUGGCAAGGAAGUGUGAACAUGAUAUUGAUUUAAGGUAAUACCAUAUUUUUCUAAUGA
Molecule: messenger RNA, 2562 nt
Organism: Corylus avellana
Lineage: Eukaryota; Viridiplantae; Streptophyta; Magnoliopsida; Fagales; Betulaceae
Source: RefSeq, a predicted model, not a curated record